Messenger RNA from Cydia amplana, 984 nucleotides. Its product is annotated as lipase member H-A-like. The record is from RefSeq and is a predicted model, not a curated record. The coding region runs from base 1 to 984 and encodes 327 amino acids. The transcript is spliced from 8 exons. Lineage: Eukaryota; Metazoa; Arthropoda; Insecta; Lepidoptera; Tortricidae. Gene Ontology annotation, biological process: lipid catabolic process. Gene Ontology annotation, molecular function: lipase activity.
AUGAUCGCCGCCGCGUUUGUGUGUGUGCUGGUGUUGGGGUUGGGUGCAGCCGACGCCGGGGUGGACGUUGAGGAAGAAGAUCUCAUCCCGAAACUUAGAUUCUAUUACAGCGCCUUGGAGGCCUACGUGGAGCUACCACUGGAGACGGCGGAGCGCAUUCUGUCGACACCUUGGCAUAAUGCCUCGCGCACCAAUGUAAUAUUCGUUCAUGGUUUCACGGGAAAGCCAACGGGUCCAGCAGUGACGGCGCUAGUGGAAGCUUUCCUGAAGCGCAGUGACAGCAAUGUAGCUCUACUGAACUGGGAGGGGCUGGCAGCCGCCGUGGGGGCGGACCUCGCCGCCUCCUAUCUCAAAUGGGCUGCGCCUAAUGCUCGGAAGUUGGCCCGACGUCUCGCGGACACGCUGGCGCGGCUGUCAGUAGCGGGUCUAAAGCUGGAGCGUACGCAGCUGGUGGGGCACUCGCUGGGCGCGCACGUGCUGGGCCUGGCCGGCAACGCGCUACGCCAGGAAGGAGUGCUGCUGCCUUGGAUAACAGCCUUGGAUCCUGCAGGCGUGGGGUUCAAAGGCAAACCUGAAUCGGGGAGGCUAAACGCCGGCUCAGCAGCAGUGGUUGUUGCGGUGCACUCCGACCCUCACAAGUAUGGAUACCGGCGUGCCUUGGGAACGGUAGACUUCUGGCCGAAUUACCGGCCCGGGACUGUGCGUCAGCCCGGCUGUCCUGAGAAGACGGGACAGAGAUUCUCACCGGAAGACUUAUGCAGCCAUAACCGCAGCUGGCAGUUAUUUGCGGAGGCGGUGUCGCGGCCCGGCGCAAUCAUCGGCAGUCACGCGAGGAACUAUAGAGAGUGGAACUAUUAUUCCACAGACCAGAGGAACGCUUCUACGCUAGAUCUGGACGCUUACGGGAAGACAAUCGUUCCGGGCAACUACUACUUCAUCACGAUGGGCGAGCCGCCGUACGGCCUGGGCGAGGCCGGAUUCUAA